Penicillium angulare is the source of this 201-nucleotide messenger RNA. RefSeq lists its product as uncharacterized. The record is from RefSeq and is a predicted model, not a curated record. The transcript has 2 exons. Bases 1 to 201 code for a protein of 66 amino acids. Lineage: Eukaryota; Fungi; Ascomycota; Eurotiomycetes; Eurotiales; Aspergillaceae.
AUGGAUAACAGCAAGAACGAAAAACCUACCCGGGGUGGCCUCUCCGCUUCUCAGCAUCACACGGGAAAUAUGGUCCUCUCCAGGCCAGAGAAGGCAAGUCGCAUCAAGGCGAAUGCCAUUCUUCUUGACCAUACUUCUCCAAGUGAUGGGAAAAAGAGCCGACAAGGUAGUAUCAUGACAUUUACAAUCUGUCUGAAGUAA